Belonocnema kinseyi is the source of this 1224-nucleotide messenger RNA. RefSeq lists its product as uncharacterized. The record is from RefSeq and is a predicted model, not a curated record. The transcript is spliced from 2 exons. Lineage: Eukaryota; Metazoa; Arthropoda; Insecta; Hymenoptera; Cynipidae. Bases 27 to 665 code for a protein of 212 amino acids.
UAAAUCAGUAUCAUCUAUAACAGAAAAUGAUCAUCGCUGUCGGUAUUCUAUUAUGGGCUUCAGCAAUUUUUCCUAAUUCUGUUGAAUCUAUAUCAGAGAAUUUGAAGCGAUUAUUUCCCGACUCCGAUGAUGACGUCUUUCCUGAUAUAAGAGCAGCUCAAUUUAAAUACAGUCCAAGUCUGGGUCGUUGUGUGCGAAGAAUCGUUAAUGAGGAAAUGGUUGAAUUCAUUAACUCUACAGUUAUAGUAUUUCGGGGGACUCAUGUUGUCAUUGGAUGGAAGCAGGGAGAUAUUAUUAGUCCAGUAUCUAAUUUGUUUGGCGAAACUGAGCAUGUGUAUGACACGCAAACUAACAAGUUUGUAGAACUGAGUCCUAUUGAACUUAAGCGUUUGGGUGUUGGCUGUCGUUUGUCAUUGGUUAGUGUGAUUGAUCAAGCUGCUGCUGCACGCAGAGGAAUCCAUCAAGCAAACCAUCAAGCAAACCCUAGUCCACUCGUACAACAGAUCGAAGAAAAAUUUAAACAAGCACACCGCGAAGCAAGCAGAGAUGCAUUCUUUCAAACAUUAGAGCAAACAAACGCUCGAGCAUCCAUUCGAUCAAUCCAUACAACGUACAACGAGGCAUACGAUCAAGCGUAUCAUAAUGCUUUAAAAGGAGGACGGUAAAAAGUCAAUUCUUUUUAAAACUUCAAACUCAAAUAUAAUACUUUUGAUUAUUCGAAGUUAAAUCAAUAAGUUACAAUAAAUUCAAAUUAUAUUGAAAAUUAAUUGUAUACGCUUAGUAAUUAUUGUCAAUUUAAAUCUUCUAAAAUAUGUGGACUUUAUAAGAAAAAAAUAUUUUGUAAUGAGAAAACUAUGAUAUUUGAAUGGGUGCCCGGAACAAGGGCCCAUGUCACGAUUUCCAAAUUGUGCAGGAGCAUUGAAAAACUGGGAUAAUGCAAAUGACCACUAAUUAAUUAUCAGCAAAUAAUUCGAUUUUCCUGACCUCUGUUGGCAUUCUUUACAACUGAAAACAAUGGGAACUCUUAGUCCACAUGACAUUGGCCCUUAUUCCACGAAAAACUGGGUUUUGACAAAAUCGUGACAUAGGCCCUUGUUCCGGGCAUCCAUUCAUUUAAUGAAAUUAAUAUAUGGAUUUUCAAUUAAUCAAAGAUUAUAUUCCUUAUCUUCCAAAGACAUACUAGGGCAAAGUGAAAAUCAGUGGUUAACAGGAUGACAUUAAAAA